GCGCAUGCGCAUCACGACAUUCACUUCUGUGCUAGCUAGCUACGUAUGGAGUUCCGAGCAUUUUGUUCCGUAGUUUCUGUUCUGGUGAUCGCUCUUCUCGGGUGGUGCAGUGUCAAGACGCUCGCGCUCACAGAGUCAAAUAGAAUCCAAGCAGGAUCGUCGUGUCCCAGCUACUUUCCGGGAGUGAGUCCCAACUCUAGACCGCUGGUUGGCUGCAGAACAGGCCCUGCCAUCGGAAAUGUGGACCACGUACAGGCCUUUGGUUUCAGAGGCGCCGAUGUGGACCUGAGAUCGUGCGACCUACCGGAGUACCCCGAGACCAAUCGCAGGGUCUGCUACAGGACUACGAUUGACUUGUGUGGAACAGAGUACAGACUGUAUCUUAAACAGAAGAAACUUCCAAGGAACAGAGAACUCUGUCUCUAUAACAUCUCUGUACCUGACUGUAAGUCUGGAAGAGUUCUAAUUCACCAAUCUGAGGACAACCUUCUUCAACUAGAGGAGAGAGGAGAAAAUGGAAAAUGUAUGGACUAUCUACAGUUCUACUAUGAUAGUUGUGAGCGUAACUCCAUAGAACAGACAAAUCGGUUUUGUGGCGUGGAGCUGAAGAGUCGAACUGAUGAUGAUCCCAUUGUACUCCCGACCACCAAUUUCUUAGCAGUAUUCUGGACUGACACUCAGAAUAACUAUGUGGGGUUUGGGAUGAGGCGAUAUGUCAGGAAGGGAUGCAAUCUGAUACUCUGUUCGGCAAUGUCUGGCCAGCUACUGUUAUACGCGGUCGCUCUCGCGUGGCUACUCAACGUCGCCGUCACCGACGGCGGCGAAACGACGUGGAUACUGGCUCAGGGAAACGGAGCAUCGGCCGCCGCGCAGUCGGGCGAGGAGGAGAUGACGGACGCGGGUAACACUUCGGAAAAUAGCACUGGGAGCGGAGAGGAGCAAGAUUACUGCCCCGGUUACCGGACGGGGAACCCGGGGCGCUUUUCUACUGAGACUGCGGGUUGCGCUACGGGUGCGGGGAUCGGGGUAGUGGAUCACAUGCUGGCGUUCGGUAUCGGCUCUCACGUGCGGAACCCCAACUGGACUGAGUGCGGCAUCCCCUUCUUGCCCAACGAAAAUGAGCGUGUGUGCUACAAGACGACGGUGUAUCAGUGCCAGGAUGGCUACAGCAUCUAUCUCAACCAUCGAAAUCCGCACAAUCUACUCUCUUCCUGCGCCAACGAAACUGAUGAAAUACCACCCUCACCGCUAGGCGGACGGUUCUUGCAGUCACCGCGCUACGGCUGCUUAAACUCGCCGGAUGCCAACAACUUCAUGAACUACAGAAACAGCGAGUUCUGUCUUUAUGACUUGUCCCUCCCCGAAUGUACAUCAGGACGUUUAGUCAUCGACAACACCCUGCACUACACCCAGGAAAUGGAGAGACGCCAACGCUACCACAUCUGCACAGACUAUCUCCAGUUUUUCACAGACGGCACUCCCUACCAGCGGUUCUGUGACUCUGAGCUGUCGCGACUAAAGCUGGAGAUCCCCAACACGCGAGUCACUGCACUGUUCUGGACCGACACGUCGUACAGCAGACUCGGUUUCAAGCUCCGUGUGACUUGUGCAGACAGCACCUGAAAAAUGAAGACUGUUGGAUAAUUAUUAUUGUUAUAUUAUCAUAAUCAUCACUCCUGUCUUAUCACAACGAUCAAUUAUUUUGAGAAUUUGUCUAAAUUACUCGUGGCUUCAAAUGCAUUAGCUGACUUCAUGUCUCAGAUUCUUCCAAACAUACUUCAAGUGCCUCUCUAUCUAUCGCCUAUCGGUGCUCUGUUAUUAUUGUAUAUCAAGUCUCAAUAUUAAGUUUAAGGGUUGGAAGGAAUUUAUACCCAACAGCUGUCGAGUCUAUCCAAUACACUUGAUCCCAUC
Molecule: messenger RNA, 1911 nt
Organism: Geodia barretti
Lineage: Eukaryota; Metazoa; Porifera; Demospongiae; Tetractinellida; Geodiidae
Source: the annotation of a GenBank genome assembly